Molecule: messenger RNA, 1560 nt
Organism: Leopardus geoffroyi (Geoffroy's cat)
Lineage: Eukaryota; Metazoa; Chordata; Mammalia; Carnivora; Felidae
Product: class I histocompatibility antigen, Gogo-B*0101 alpha chain-like
Exons: 8
Coding region: 64-1149 (361 amino acids)
Biological process (GO): antigen processing and presentation of endogenous peptide antigen via MHC class I via ER pathway, TAP-independent; immune response; positive regulation of T cell mediated cytotoxicity
Cellular component (GO): external side of plasma membrane
Molecular function (GO): peptide antigen binding; signaling receptor binding
Source: RefSeq, a predicted model, not a curated record
GGUAUAGUCUCUGCACUCGCCUCCGGUUCCAGCUGCGACUCACAUUCUCCCCAGACCCCGAGGAUGCGGGUUGUUAUGCCCCGAACUCUCCUCCUGCUGCUGUCGGGGGCCCUGGCCGUGACCCAGACCUGGGCGGGCUCCCACUCCUUGAGGUAUUUCCACACCGCGAUGUCCCGGCCCGGCCUCGGGGAACCCCGCUUCAUCGCCGUGGGCUACGUGGACGACACGCAGUUCGUGCGGUUCGACACCGACGCCCCAAAUCCGAGGAUGGAGCCGCGGGCGCCGUGGAUGGAGCAGGUGGGGCCAGAGUAUUGGGACCGGGAGACGCGGAUCGCCAAGGUGCACGCAGAGAUUGCCCGACCGAACCUGCAGACCGCCCUCCGCUACUACAACCAGAGCGAGUCCGGGUCACACAGCAUCCAGAGAAUGCAUGGCUGUGACAUCGGGCCUGACGGACGCCUCCUCCGCGGGUACAGUCAGUUGGCCUACGACGGCGCGGAUUACAUCGCCCUGAACGAGGACCUGCGCUCCUGGACCGCGGCGGACACCGCGGCGCAGAUCACACGCCGCAAGUGGGAGGUGGCCGGUGAGGCGGCGCGCUAUAGGAAGUACCUGGAGGACACGUGCUUGGCGGGGCUCCGCAGGUACCUGGAGAUGGGGAAGGAGACGCUGCUGCGUGCAGAAUCUCCCAAAACACACGUGACCCGCCACCGGAUCUCUGACCAUGAGGUGACCCUGAGGUGCUGGGCCUUGGGCUUCUACCCUGCGGAGAUCACCCUGACCUGGCAGCAUGAUGGGCAGGACCACACCCAGGACACAGAGCUUGUGGAGACGAGACCUGCGGGAGAUGGGACCUUCCAGAAGUGGGCGGCUGUGGUGGUGCCUUCUGGAGAGGAGCAGAGAUACACGUGCCAUGUGCAGCACGAGGGGCUGCCCGAGCCCAUCGCCUUGAGAUGGGAGCCAUCCUCUCAGCCCUCCAUCCCCAUCCUGGGCAUCAUUGUUGCUGUGGUUGUCCUUGUGGUCAUUGUGGUGGUUGGAGCUGUGAUCUGGAGGAAGAAGUUCUCAGAAAAAGGACCGAGCUACUCUCAUGCUGCACGCAAUGACAGUAUUCAGGGCUCUGAUUCGUCUCUAAUGCCUCCUAAAGUGUGAGACCCACUGCCCCUCAGGGACUGAGUAAUACAGGAUCUGUUCACACUUGGUGCCAUCGAGAUCCCCUGACUUUCUGCGGAUGGUGUCAGAAUGUGUCUGUGUUCCCAUUACAUAUUGUGAGGACACAGGAGACUGGCCCCCCCUGCCCUCCAUGACCCCUCCCCGUACUAAUUCGUGUUCCCUUUCUGACCUGCUUUCCUGUUCCAGCCGAGGAGGGGUGGACCAUCUCCAUCCCCGUCUUUUUUUCAUGUUGGACUGAGUACUGAUGCUUUACUUUCCUAUUGAAAAUGAGAAUCCAGAUACGAAUUUGUGUUUUGUAAUUCUUGGUAUGUGGGCAUGAUGAGGUAAUAAAAGAGAGGAUUUGUAUGGUUGGAACAGAAAAUAAAUGAAAGCACUGAGAACCUUACAGAA